AUGGACGCUUACUCGAUAUGCCGCACCAGUGCAUCUGCUCGCACUUCGUCCAGAAUCUAUCAAGACCUCAGGGCAGCCCUAUUCUCUGGAUGCCCUGCUCGUGACGGCACAGCCGAGACCCCGGAAACCGCGCCGGAAACCGCGCCGGAAACCACGCCAAUGCAAUCAACUACCCCCAAGCGUACUCGUCCGAUUACGUCGAAUCCUCACGUCGGCAUCAUUGGUGCGGGCCUAUCCGGGCUCCGGUGCGCCGACAUUCUGCUUCAAGGUGGAUUCGACGUGACCAUUAUAGAGGCCAGGGAUCGCAUUGGCGGAAGGGUUCACCAGCAACAGCUUUCCAAUGGCCGAAGCGUCGAUCUCGGUCCCAACUGGAUUCACGGAACGCGCGAUAACCCUAUCCUUGAGCUGGCCAGGCAAACAGACACCGCCGCCGGAAGCUGGGACACAAACACCUGCAUCUUCACCUCGGACGGCGAUUUGCUGCCUCUCGGCCAAGGUGAAAUGUACAGCAGCAUGAUGUGGGAAAUCAUGCAGCAGGCUUUCGAGCACUCCAACAACUUUGGCGCCGACACGCCUGCGGAAAAGAGCCUCUUCGAUUUCUUUUGCGAAAAGGUGCCAGUCAUGAUUCCUGACACGGACCCGGAUUGUGAAAGGAAGCGAGGCAUUCUGCUCAAGAUGGCCGAGGGCUGGGGGGCGUUUAUUGGCGCCUCGAUUUCCCGCCAGAGCCUCAAGUAUUUCUGGUUGGAGGAGUGCAUAGAAGGGGAAAACUUGUUCUGUGCCGGCACAUACAAGAGGAUCCUCAGCCAUAUCGCAGCUCCGGCCCUGAAAAGAGCAGUCUUGAGGCUCAGCUCCAGUGCUAAGAGCAUUCAUUAUCAAAUGGCAAGGGGAGGAAAGGUAGAAGUCGAGCUUGAUAGCCAAGAGCGUCUCGCCUUUGAUGAAAUCGUCGUCACGACGCCUCUUGGCUGGCUGCAGAGGAAUCCGGAUGCUUUCAACCCGCCUCUCCCGCCACGGCUGACCAAGGCGAUCCGUUCGAUAGGCUACGGCUGCCUUGAAAAGGUCUACGUCAGCUUCCCUUCAGCGUUCUGGCUCGAUGACAGCCGAGGCCGCAAAGUCAACGGCUUCAUACAAUGGCUCGCCCCGGAGUACGCCUCGAGCACCAACCCGUCCGGGUGGCAUCAGGAGGCAAUAGAUCUCGCCAGCCUGGACACAAGCGAAGCCCACCCGACGCUUUUAUUCUACAUGUUUGGCGAGCAGUCCCAGCACGUGGUGUCGAAGCUGCGCACGCUGGCGACGCCGGAGGACAAGACGGCUUUCCUGCGGGCCUCUUUCCACCCGUACUACUCCCGCCUGCCAAACUAUCGCGAGGAGUCGCGCCAGUGCCAGCCGCUCGGGUUCCUGGCGACGGAGUGGUCGAGCGACGAGUUUGCCGGGUUCGGCAGCUACUGCAACUUCCCCGUGGGGCUGGACAAGGGCGACGAGGACGUUGAGGUGAUGCGCGAGGGGCUGCCGGACCAGGGGAUCUGGUUUGCGGGCGAGCACACGGCGCCGUUUGUGGCGCUGGGCACCGCGACGGGGGCGUACUGGAGCGGAGAGAUGGUCGGCAAGCGCAUCCGCGAGGCGUACUCGCGAUCGAGGGCCGUGGCGUAG
Ustilaginoidea virens is the source of this 1647-nucleotide messenger RNA. RefSeq lists its product as uncharacterized. The record is from RefSeq and is a predicted model, not a curated record. Lineage: Eukaryota; Fungi; Ascomycota; Sordariomycetes; Hypocreales; Clavicipitaceae. The transcript has 4 exons. Gene Ontology annotation, molecular function: oxidoreductase activity. The coding region runs from base 1 to 1647 and encodes 548 amino acids.